AUGGCUCCGCAGGAGAACAUCAAGUCGUUCCAUCAUGAUGUGACAGAUGAGAAAGCUGGUGCUCUUCAAACCGAGGAGAUGGUUGUCCAGCGCAUCACGGAUGAGGACCUUCUCCGCAUAUCGAAGGAGGCGAUGCCGAGAUUUUGGACCGCGACUGGAUUCAGAAUCUGCCUGAUUAUCUUCCUCCAAGGUUGCAAUCAGGCAGGUUAUGGUGUUGACUGGGCUGUCAUCAGUGGUAUCAACGCGUAUCCGGCCUGGCACAAAUUUUUCAACAUCGAGAUCGAUGGCGUCAAAUUCGCACACAUCACGGCCUUGAUGCGGAUUGGUACUGUGGUCGGCGCUCCAUUCCUUGCCCUCAACGACAGAAUCGGCCGCCGAGGAGUCAACUUUCUCGGCAAUGCUCUCGUCAUAUGUGCUGCGCUUAUGCAGGCACUUGCUCCAAAUAUGUCUUGUUUUAUGGCUGGUCGAUUCUUCCUCGGAUUUGGAAGCGCACUCAUGUCGUCGCCGCAGUACAUCGCCGAAGUCGCUCCCGUUCACCUCCGUGGGCGUAUUGUGGGUCUGUUCGGGGCCUGUUUCCAGAUUGGCAGCGUGGCCAUGAACGCCGGAAUGAUUGGAACUACAAGGAUGGCGGAAAGUGAGACGAACAACUGGUCAUGGCGUCUUCCAUUGCUCUUACAGAUGUUUUUCCCGGCUGUCGUGUGCUCGCUUAUCUAUUUCAUCACACCAGAAUCGCCUCGAUACCUGAUGCUCCGAGGCAAGCGCGAACAAGCGAGGAAGGUCAUCGCCAAGUAUCAAACUACUUCGGGUUCUCUGGAUGAGCCUAUUGUCGACAUCGUUACCUCGCAAAUCGAAGAGUCUUUAGAGACGUCUCGCACAGGCUUUAGGCAAUCUUGGAACUUUGCUGUCUUUGUCACCAAGACUGUUCGUUACCGGUUACUUGUCCUUGUUCUCUAUUCGAUGUUUCAAUCAUGGAAUGGAGGAGGUAUUGUAUCGUACUACCUGACACCUGCGCUCAAGACCGUUGGGGUUACUGCGCCUAUAACGCAACUCGGUGUGAACCUCGGCUUGACCGCAACCUAUUUUGUAUUCACCGCGAUUGGUGGUUGGUUUGUUGACUACUUCAAGCGCCGAACGCUCAUUUUCGCCGGCCUGGUUGGUAUCGUAUGCAUGCAAACAGCUGCCACAAUAACUUCUUGGCAAUACAGCCUGAAGCCAUCCAGUACAACAUCGGCUCUCACGAUAAUGUGGAUGUUCAUGUUCCAGGUCAUAAGCGCCACUUUUAUCGCAACGAUGCACAACCUCUACCCGGUCGAGAUCCUGUCUUUGCCUCUUCGUGCGAAAGGCAUGGGUCUGUAUGGUGUCAUUCAAGGCGCAUGCGGUGCUAUCGAAGCUUAUGGAAUCUCCAUUGGUAUCUCAAAGGUGGGAUACAAGAUCUGGUGUGUGUACAUCAUAUACAACACGCUCCAGCUAGUCGCGUCGUACUUCGUUUUCCCAGAGACCAGCAAACUAAGUUUGGAAGAAAUCGACGCCGUGUUUGAAACGCCAGGCGUGGCGCCUGUGAAGAUGUCGCUCGACAUCCAAAAGGCGAAAAAAGAGAAGGCGAGACUCGACAGAGAAGCGGGCAUCGUCAACUGA
Messenger RNA from Macroventuria anomochaeta, 1635 nucleotides. Its product is annotated as general substrate transporter. Lineage: Eukaryota; Fungi; Ascomycota; Dothideomycetes; Pleosporales; Didymellaceae. Gene Ontology annotation, molecular function: carbohydrate:proton symporter activity. Gene Ontology annotation, biological process: transmembrane transport; carbohydrate transport. The transcript is spliced from 7 exons. The record is from RefSeq and is a predicted model, not a curated record. Gene Ontology annotation, cellular component: membrane. The coding region runs from base 1 to 1635 and encodes 544 amino acids.